AUGUACCUUGUCAACCUGGCCGGAAACAGUUUGAUCAUCACAGUUGCCUGGACUGACCCCAAGCAGCGGACCCCCAUGUAUUUCCUGCUCAGCCAGCUCUCCUGCGUGGACAUGGCCUUUGCCUCCAUCACUGUCCCACAGUUCCUGGUCCACACUUUCUCCAAGCGUAAAGCCAUCCCUUAUGGCAGCUGCUUUGUACAGAUGACCUUUUCCCUGGCUGCGUGCAACAUAGAAGGCUACCUACUGGUUACCAUGGCCUUUGCCCACUAUGUGGCCAUCUGCAAGCAUCUGCACUGUGCACCAGCCAUGACCCACGAGCUCUGCGUGUGCUUGGUGGCUGGGUCCUGGGUUCUGGUGACCCUCCUCGGUGCCCUGCAUGGCAUCCGGUUGUCCCUGGGGUCCUACUGCAACAACUUUAUCCUGCACUUCUUCGAUGACAUCACCUUUCUGGUGUCACUUGCCUGCCCCAAGCCCUUUCUUAACGACCUGGUGCUUUUCACCGAGGGCAUCGGCGUGGUCAUCUCCCAUUGCCUCUUCAUCUUGGCCUCUUAUGCCUGUGUAGGGGCUGCCGUGCUAUGCCUGACCUCAGCUGCCGGGCUACACAAGGCCGUGUCCACCUGUGGCUAUCACGUGCUAGUGGUGACACUGUUCUAUGCCACGGUGAUACACCUGUGUUUCCAGCCCCCCGGCCACUCCAGCCUGGAACAACCGGCACAUUGCCAGCUUAAACUCGUGGUUUCUUCCAGCCCUCAGGCACAGAAGGCCGUGACCCAGAGAGGUCCAUCAGUGACCCAGGAGGGCCCUAGUUGA
Messenger RNA from Tachyglossus aculeatus (Australian echidna), 810 nucleotides. RefSeq names its product olfactory receptor 1F1-like. Lineage: Eukaryota; Metazoa; Chordata; Mammalia; Monotremata; Tachyglossidae. Gene Ontology annotation, biological process: G protein-coupled receptor signaling pathway. Gene Ontology annotation, molecular function: olfactory receptor activity. The transcript has 2 exons. Gene Ontology annotation, cellular component: membrane. Bases 1 to 810 code for a protein of 269 amino acids. The record is from RefSeq and is a predicted model, not a curated record.